UGGGCGUGUAUGUUAUGCGUGUGAUUUUUUGACAGACGCCGUGUGAUGUGGUGGUGGGUGUUGUCAGACGGGGCGGACAGACGAGCAGAUAAAUAUUACAUUAAUAAAAUGAGUCACACUGCCGUCGAAAAGAUCGAAGCGAGAAUAAUUCAUACAAUGAAAAAUAUUUAACGAUGGAUACGAAACAAUCAAGCUGUUUAAAAUACCCGAACAAAAAAUUAUCAUUGAGGUGAGAAGUUUUAGGGUUUCUCCCACUUCACCCCCAACACCCACGUUAUUAUACGUUAUACAUACAUAUAUUUGAAAACCUAGCAUUAACAGAAAAAUAAAUCAAAUUAAACUAAAUAUAAAACGACAGACGUUAGCGGUCAAUUUGUUAUGUAUGUGAAGCGAGGUUAGGGAAAGGCGGUUGAGCCAUGAAAAGCCCUGUUCCGCAACGUCUAAACGAAGCAGCCUGCUCCCCAGGGACUCCGGGACCACUUGGAGUCCCUGGAGCUGUACAGGUGGGAGCAGCGCCUUGCUUGAUAUCAUGCCACACAGAUCUGGCCAACAGUUUCCAAGUAUUGAAAACUGGGAGACGAGAGCCCGGCGGUUAUCUUGCCAGCACGAUAACCUCAAAGAUGAAUGGUGGAAAGCAGCAGUUAGUGUCGAUUAAUGGAGAUUCGGUGCGCUGCGACAGUGUUGAAAUGGAUGAGGCACUGGCUUGCGAUGUUACCGCUGGAGUUCCAGCCAUAAACAAAGCACUCUGUGUUCACAUACGCGAGAACAAAUGGUAUGACGCAGCCAAUGCAGUUUCAAGUGGCACCAGCCUGAACAACGCAUUGGAGAGUAUGGCCUUGGCAUACAAUCCAACUACGAAACAGCUGUACGCACUUGAUGAGCUUGACGCAUCACCAGAGGAACGGCAAUCUGGGGAUUUAGAAUCCCUCAGCAAUCAAUCGGCCAGCAUUAUAGCCAGAAUUGAUGCAGACAUCGCCAAGAAUGAUGUGGCCAGUCUGAACAACAGUCCGAGAAGUAGCCUCCCGCGGUCUUGCAGUAGCACGGUUUCAUCCUUGAGCGAAGUCUCACCUUCCGGGAGCUUGCUGGGCCCAGAUGAGCCACACGUCUCGCCUGAGAAACCUAAGCGCUGGCCUCUCACUGGGUUCUUUAGCAAAACUGUGUUUUCUUGGAAGCAGAAGGAACCUCAGCAGCACUCGACGCCAUCAGGAAGCCCGUCGAGAAACGCAGACAAGGUGGGAGGAAGCUCGGCACUCAUUCCACAGCCUAGACCAUCUAAUUUACCAGCUAAGAGCGCUCUCGAGGAAGAGAGCCACAGAAAACAGUAUAACGCUAUUAUUGAGGCUGCAAGAAAGCGGGAAUUGAAGGAGGAAAAGGAGCGCAGGCAGCAGAGAGAGAUUCAGCUUAAAGAGGAAGAGAGGCUUGCUGAGGAUUCAUUAAUAUGGAGUACCCAGGUCUUACCCAAGUUUGAAUCACUCAGGGAAACUAAAAAAGUCAGGGAAUUAUGGUGGCGAGGACUUCCACCGAGCAUAAGAGGGCGGGUUUGGAAGCUGGCCAUAUUUAAUCAGCUCAACAUAACGCCUCAUCUGUACAAUUUAUGUCUGGACAGAGCAAUGUCACAUCCAGCAAACGAGAGUCUGGCUUCCAUAAAACUUGAUGUAUCCCGCACAUUUCCUACGCUGUGCGUUUUCCAAGAAGGUGGACCUCUCGCCGAAAGUCUACAAGGGGUUUUGGCUGCCUACGCUGUAUACAGACCAGACGUUGGCUAUGUUCAAGGCAUGAGCUUCCUGGGUGCUGUUCUGUCACUUAAUAUGGACCCAGUCGACGUUUUCACCUGCUUUGCAAACCUCCUGAAUCGUCCUUGUCAUAGGGCAGCUUUUACCUUGGACCAAAAACAAAUGAGCAUAUAUUACAAAGUGUAUUCAAGUGCACUUGCUCACAGGUUGCCAAAAAUCUAUGCUCACUUUACUGCCGCUGGUCUUAGUCCUGAUCUUUAUCUACUCGACUGGCUGUACACUGUCUAUGCUAAAGCAAUGCCUCUGGAUGUUGCCUGCAGAGUUUGGGAUGUUUUUUUGAGGGAUGGAGAUGAAUUCCUCUUCAGGACGGCACUUGGGGUACUCCAUUUACACCAGGAAGAACUACUCGGUAUGGACUUUGUACGUGGAGCUCAAUUCCUCACUAGGUUACCUGAGAAUCUCCAGGCUGAGGCCCUUUUCAACAGUAUUAGUCAAAUGUCUACCACCGUUGGCACCAGCACUUUUCAACAGAUGCUGGCUCAAAUAUCUUAGAAUUUAAUCAUUAAUCCUCAGUUUCUUUAAACGUACCUUACUAUUCAGCUACGAGCUUGUAAUCGUUGUAGCGAAUACAUUCCUGAUGAUGGCCUGGUUUGCAAUGGAUGUACUUGAGAGAUAAGAAUUACAUAGCAACUCAGAGGUUGCGAGAGAUCGGCGAUUGGACAAUUCGUCGUGGCAAUGAUGGAUGGAGCGAUCUAUUAAAUAGUAAGUAUACAUUGGCUAGCGUAAUACGAUAUGUAUGUUUGUAAUAUUUUGUGCGAAUCGAUGUGUGAACUUUCAAAGUAUAUGUUUUUUGAUGUUAUGCAACCCCUGACACUUGGGCAAUAAUAGAGUUCAGUAUAUAACACGAACAGAAUUGAUGUUUUUCGUUUCCAAUGAAACUGCAACGAAAAAAUUGAAUUGUUUUAACGUAAAUGGUGGUGCUAAAUUUUAUAAUACUAGUGCAAAGCUGCUGGUAUUGAUGAAUUAGUUAAUCAAUCUAUUAUCGAAGACUUCGAAAAUUUUUAGGUAUCUAUAUACAUAUAAAAACAGGCGACUGCAUAGCGAUAAAGUUCGAAACUGCAUAUACGAUAUAGAUAAUAAUAAAAUGCGUAACUUUUGUAUAUGACAAUUUAUUAUUUUCUAAGGAAGUAGCGGGGUAGAUUUGAACAUGCAAUGGUAGGAUUAAUGGUGAAAAACUAUAGCCUACAGUCUACAAUGCUGUGCUUUAAAAAGAAAUCAAAAUAAUCGGCAUUUUUCAAACAUCCAUGAACUUGUAAAAUCACCAAAGCUCGUACUUUUGGAAACCUGAGAAGCUAGUAGUAAAAUAUGUAAGGUGAAAUCUCAAGUUGGGCUGUGAAUUGUGUUAAAAUCGCAAUUUUUAUUAAAUAUUCACUCGUUAGUUGAAUCAACUCCGCUAAUACCCCUAAAUAAUCGGAAUCAUCGGAAUUAUCGUAAUGGUUUAGAAUACUAGCAAAUGCUGCAUGGCUAAAGUAAAAACGCCACAGAGAUGUGAACGGCGAUUCUUAUUUUGCGUAAAGAAAUUUUUUCCCAGCGAUCUUCGUGAUGAAUUAUCAAUUUAAUUAUUAUUGUAAUAUACGUACAAGAUGCAUAGGAUAGAGGAAGAAGAAAUUGAUUCUCAUUUUUGAAAAACAUCCACACCUAUAAUAUCAUCUCCAUGUGCAAGAAAGUAGAAUAGAAUACCCGCGACAUGUGGUCGUAAUGCUAUUAUUUAUUAUCGCGUAUACG
Diprion similis is the source of this 3518-nucleotide messenger RNA. Its product is annotated as TBC1 domain family member 14-like. Lineage: Eukaryota; Metazoa; Arthropoda; Insecta; Hymenoptera; Diprionidae. The transcript has a single exon. Bases 417 to 2285 code for a protein of 622 amino acids. The record is from RefSeq and is a predicted model, not a curated record.